UUUGACAAAAGACAAUCCAACCAAAAAAAGUACGUAAACGUCAUCCACCGGAUAAACUUCAAGAUACAAUUUCGUGUUUUGAAAAAGUAAAUAAUUACAGCUGAUAAUAUAGAAUAAUUACUAGAUUGUCCCUGUAGUUAAAAUGGAGAACUGGAUAAGCGAAAGUCUUUCCAGAUUAUUGGAUUUUCAAGUCCCCGAUGACCUAAUCCAGUUUAUAAUGUCCAUAGAAAAUGAAAACGAUUUAAAUGAAUAUUUAAAAACUCUUCUUGACUUCGACAAUACCCAACAUAAAAAUUUCUGUUUGGAACUAGUGAAGAAAAAGUUUCCUCAAAGAGGUAGUUCAUUACCAAAGCAACAGAAAAAGAAGAUAUCCAAAACCAAGCAGCAGCAAGAGUUUGUUACCCAACCUGAAGCCAUCCAAUCUCCGCCAGAGCCUGAGGGGAAAGUCAAGAAGAAGACCAAGUAUGUCAACCUGUACAGCCAGGAGGGGAAGAAUGCUCAGGUUGUCCUCUUAAAAGGAAGACACCAUGCGACUGCCAGGGCGUCUAAACAUGAGUUGAUCAACAACUGCCUGCAGUGUGGCCGUGUGGUAUGCAAACAAGAGGGCUCUGGACCAUGUCUCUUCUGUGGCAAUUUGGUGUGCACACCAGAAGAGCAGAGAGAGUUGAACUCAAAGACCAAAGCCAGUGCCAAGUUGAAGGAGUCCCUGCUAGAGAGAAGCAGACCAAAAGGCUGGGAGGCAGCAGUCUCGCACAGAAACAGGCUGCUGGAAUAUGAUAGAACCAGCGAGCGUCGAACCCGCGUCACCGACGACGACAGCGACUACUUCAGCGCGAACAGCGUGUGGCUCAGCGCUGCCGAGAAGGACAAGCUGGAUAAGUACCAACAGUCCCUGCACGAGAAGAAACACGCUUCCCGGCUCAAUAAGAAGAUGACGUUUGACUUUGCUGGACGUCAAAUAGUAGAAGACAAGACGAUAGACCACGACGUAGAUGAGGAGAAGAUUAGGAACAUGACAAGCUCCAACACGGGCAGGAACUUGCAACAGAACAAUAUGUUUGUCAGAGUGGCUUCUGACAGGGAUGUGGCUCCUGGCAUCAAUGCACCGCUAUUGCAGUUCGAUCCGUCAGUAGAAGGCGAAGGGUACGCGGCAGUAACAAGGUCCUCCGGAGUGUCGACUAUAUCUCGUAUACAGGACGCGGAGAUACAAGAGAUGAGCGACACGGGCCGGUGUCUUUCCAUGCACCAACCGUGGGCUUCACUACUCGUUGAAGGCAUUAAAAUGCAUGAAGGGCGCACGUGGUACACGAGCCACCGCGGCCGUUUGUGGAUUGCGUCCACAGUGAAGCCGCCCGACCAGGACGUCGUCAGGGCGCUCGAGAACCAGUACAGGGUUUUGUAUCCAGGUAAUUUGACUUAUUAGUACAGUGGAGACCGG
Manduca sexta (tobacco hornworm) is the source of this 1438-nucleotide messenger RNA. Its product is annotated as activating signal cointegrator 1. Gene Ontology annotation, molecular function: zinc ion binding; transcription coactivator activity. Lineage: Eukaryota; Metazoa; Arthropoda; Insecta; Lepidoptera; Sphingidae. The record is from RefSeq and is a predicted model, not a curated record. Gene Ontology annotation, cellular component: nucleus. Gene Ontology annotation, biological process: positive regulation of DNA-templated transcription.